Molecule: messenger RNA, 360 nt
Organism: Bactrocera oleae (olive fruit fly)
Lineage: Eukaryota; Metazoa; Arthropoda; Insecta; Diptera; Tephritidae
Source: RefSeq, a predicted model, not a curated record
AUGCGCGCUUUAGUUAUUUUCGCACUUCUCGGUCUCAUCGUGGCUGUGACCGCCGCACCACCACCAGAAGCAGAGGCUGUAGCAGCACCGGCGGCCGAUAAGGAAAGCGUUAAGAGUGCUGAGAGCGGUGAGAACGCAGCGAACGAUGAAAAUGUAGAAUAUGAAUACUACGAAGACGAAGAACCUUCUGAAAGUGACGAGGAAGGUAUAGAUGAGGAGGGAGAAGAAGGCAGUGAUGAAGAGGGCGAAGAAGGCGACGUGGUAUACGAAGACGAGCCGGAAUAUUACCACAGCAGUGAGGACGAUGAGGGAUCCGAUGAAUCUGCUGAAGAACCUGCUGCCAAUGCUUUUCUAAUAUAA